AUGGGUUGCUAUAAUUCCUAAAUGAAAAGUAAAAAGCUCAGUAACUCUUUUUUUAAUGUUAAAAACGAAAUGAACGUACUUAGAAAUUGCCUCUAUCAAGUAUGCGAAUUGGAAAUGCCAUCAUACUAAUCUUUAGAAUAUGACCUUCAAUAUAUAAUCAAUAACUCUUCUAAAGAUCAACUUUAAUUAUAUUAACUACUCCUUUGCUAUAAAUAAAAUUUCGAAGAUAGAAAGUAAAAACUAUCAAGAUUAAGAAAAUCAAUAUAAAAUGACGAUCUAUCUAUUUGCUCAGAAUACAUUUUAUGCGAUGGUAAUGAUAACAUCUAAUAAAGACGUUUUUCUUCUUAGUAACCUACAAAAUCAACAUCUGCUCAUUGA
Molecule: messenger RNA, 378 nt
Organism: Tetrahymena thermophila SB210
Lineage: Eukaryota; Ciliophora; Oligohymenophorea; Hymenostomatida; Tetrahymenidae
Exons: 1
Source: RefSeq, a predicted model, not a curated record